Molecule: messenger RNA, 1412 nt
Organism: Danio rerio (zebrafish)
Lineage: Eukaryota; Metazoa; Chordata; Actinopteri; Cypriniformes; Danionidae
Source: RefSeq, a predicted model, not a curated record
UCGGCAGCUUCAGAAAUUCUUCGAAGUGCAGAACCACUAACCAGCUUCACCGCUGACCUCAAUGGCAUCAUAGAGGCAAAUUGGACUCGCACAGAAGCAAAUGUUUCCUGCGAAUUGUCCAAGAUCCCAGCUCAUCCUGUUUUCAUAUUUGCAUACUCUCUUGUGUUUCUUGUCAGUCUGGUGCUGAACUGCGUCACGAUGCGGGUGUAUUUCUGCAACAGACAACGUGUACAAUCCAGUGUCACAGUCUACAUGAAGAACCUGGCAGCGGCUGAUUUCUUCCUUUGCCUUUGUUUACCUUUGCGCAUUGCUAACUAUGCUAGCAGUUCAGAGACCAUGCGCAAUAUUUACUGCAGCUUCGGAGCAACUGGAUUUUAUAUCAACAUGUAUGCAAGCAUUCUCUUCAUGGACUUCAUCGCUGCAAACAGGUACCUGAAGAUAGCCCGUCCAUUGGAGACUCACACCCUUCAGACAGUCCGUGCCGCCCGCCACAUUUCUGUAGCGACGUGGAUCUCUCUGUUGGCCUUGUCUUCAGUCUACCUGAUCCUCUUUCUCAAGACAUCCUGGAGUUACACUUACACCUCUGAGAAAAUGGGCUGCGAGGCUUUGCACAGUCCCCAGCUCAGCCUGGCCUACAAAAUCACUCACAGCGUGUCCAUGGUGGUCUUCAUUUUUGUGCUUGUAUCCCUGAUCGGUCUCUAUUGGCUGACGCUACAAAAAAUCCGGGAAGCUCAAUUGUCCACGCAGGCCACGUCCAGCAAAAACAUGUUCAAAAAGUCGAAGCGCAACAUGCUGGUGCUGGUGCUGGUUUUCUGCGUGUGCUUUGUGCCCUAUCACUUGGUGAGACUUCCUUACGCGUUUAUCAAACUUCAGACUAAGUCUUGCACGCUGCAGGCGGUCUACGUCCUGAAGGAACUGACGGUUCUGCUAUCGGCGCUGAAUGCGUGUUUGGAUCCACUCAUAUACUUUAUCUUCUGCAAGGCCUUCAGAGCCCAGCUGAACCUCAGGAAGAGGGGAGAUUCAGGGAUAAGCAGCGACGAUAAAGGCAACAAAAGACGAAUGAGCAACAUGUUGACCUACAUCGAGACAAAGGUGUCCACGCUAAGACGUGAAAGUGUUAUCUAGCACACAAAUCCUAAGGGAUGACAACAAGGUCCAUUAUAGAGUGGUUCGUUUAAAUGGUACCUGUAUUGUUUACGAAUAUAAGACUUCUUCCUUUUUCUCUUCCAUUGCUUGUAAUGCCUCAUUCACACUGGCAUCGACUUUGUAGCUGCCUGUCGCUCUUGGUGGCGGCCUGCUGCAAACGCAGGUCUGCGAAGGUCUACAGCAGGAGUCACCAAAUCUGUUCCUGGAGGGCCGGUGUCCUGCAGAUUUUAGCUCCAACCCUAAUCAAACACACCUGAACAAGCUAA